Molecule: messenger RNA, 4662 nt
Organism: Pectinophora gossypiella (pink bollworm)
Lineage: Eukaryota; Metazoa; Arthropoda; Insecta; Lepidoptera; Gelechiidae
Gene: atk
Product: protein artichoke
Exons: 4
Coding region: 253-4548 (1431 amino acids)
Molecular function (GO): protein binding
Source: RefSeq, a predicted model, not a curated record
CCCCGGUUAACUCGCUCCUUAUUACAUGGUACUUCGCUGGUGAGGAGUGGGAAUAUAACUAGUAUAAGUAUACUACGCCUCUGCCUAUCCCGUCAGGGAUGCAGGCGUGAUGUUAUGGUAUGUUAGGUGUCUUAAGCGGUGAUUUUAUGGAACGCAAUAUUUCACCAUACUAAUAUAAUGCAGGUGUACCAUCGGAGAAGGCAAUCUCCUAAUUGAGCAUGCUACAAUGACUGUCUCAGACGAAGCAGAGGAAUGGAUUUCAAAGUGGAAACGACGCUCCUAUGGCUCAUUCUCGUGAUAAAUGCACUUGUGACAGCACAAUCCACAAUAUGCCCGAUUCCGGAAACGAUACUUCCAUGCAUAUGCACGAACAGAAACGAAGAUAUUCAGAUAUGGUGCACACACAGCGAUUUGCCGCAAGUUGUCAAGGGAGUCCAGAAAGUUGGAGAUUACAUCAGAAAGCCAAUAGAUGAACUCAUAAUUGAAAAUAAUUACCUCCCAUCGCUACCAGGGAAGAUAUUCCAAAAUGUGAAAAUACUCCGCUUGAUGUUACGUCACAAUGGUCUCGAAAGAGUAUCCGCAGCAUGGUUGGAAACGCAAGAAGCAAACUUGGUAGAAAUAUACAUAGUCGAAAAUGAUUUGAGAAAUGUACCCGCUGAGAGCCUAAUGAAACUACAAAAUCUACAAGCAGUUACGAUCGAAUCACAAAAUCUGAAACGGAUACCAGCUCUACUAAACAUGCCAAAACUAAGAUAUGUGAACAUACAGUCGGAAAGUUUGAUUGCUGUAAAUGAGCAUACAUUUGAAAAUCUACCAAUUCUGGAAAGGUUGUUUAUAAGGGGAAGUCCAAACCUUAGAAUUCUGAAGGAAAAUGCGCUGUAUAACUUACCUAAACUGCGUAGACUUGAAAUAACAGACUGUGGCAUCAAUCUUAUACACAUGAGGGCUCUGUCUCUACUGCCUACAUUAUCGGAACUAUCGUUGAGUAACAAUAAAAUUAACGAUGCUACAAUGGUCGGCCGUGCUACGAGAGACUUGCCAAAUCUCACACUUCUAAAUCUCAAUCAUAAUCUUAUUGAUAAACUAAACGAAGGAGCUUUUGUCGAUCAGCCUAUGCUGGAGAAACUAUAUCUAUCAAACAACAACAUAAAUAUUAUACACCAUGGAGCAUUUCAUAGAGUCCCUAAACUCAGAAUUGUUGACCUUAAUUAUAACCAAAUUAGUCAAAUACACCCUGAAUCAUUUUUACAGCAAUCCGGUAGUGGCGUAGAAGAGCUUACUCUGAUCGGGAACCAAAUUAUGCAUAUUUCAGAAUUUCGAGCGUUACUUGAUGCAUUACCUCGCUUGCGAUUUCUUGAUAUGAGCGAUAACUUGUUGCAAGAAAUUCCUAGAGGCGCUCUACGAGGCCAUCCGAAUUUAGAGCGGUUACACUUGAACAAAAACAACAUUAAAUUCAUCCAAGCAGACGCGUUUAUGACUAUGCCUGCGUUGCGAGAGUUACACUUGAGAAAUAAUUCGCUCACUGACAUGAUUGAAGGUCCAUUUUGGAAUCUGCCAGCAUUAAAAGGUUUAGAUUUGUCUUACAAUUUAUUCCAACGAUUACAACCCAAACUGUUAUUCAACCUGCCAUCUCUACGGCGAAUUAACUUUAGUAACAAUCAGCUGGCCAUUAUAGACCCCAUAACAUUCAUGCAAACACCGUUGUUAGAGUUUAUCAAUAUUUCUUCAAAUGCUCUCGUUUCUACACAUCCAGCGACAUUUAGAAACUUGGAGAAUCUCUACGAAUUGGAUGUUAGUUCGAACAGACUAGUAGAAUUUGUUCCUGGUUUGCCUAGAGGAUUAGAAAAACUUUAUUUACAGAAGAAUCAAAUAACAAACUUGCCCAUGCCACCAUCACCAGACCUAGAUCUGCCUUCUUUAAGAACUUUAGAUAUUUCAAACAAUGGAAUUCAAAAAGUGCCACACAAUAGUAUGAAAACACUUCAUAACCUACGCAGAUUUUAUAUGAAACGAAAUGGUUUAAGGCAAAUCGACGUCACAACGUUCUCGGACUUAGGCCAGUUAGAAGUACUAGAUUUGAGCGAUAACCAAAUAAUUUCGAUUCACCCUAAAAGCUUCAGUAACAUGGCAAAUUUAAAGCAAGUAAAUUUACAUGGGAAUACAAUAGAAAACUUUGACUUUGUUGCGAUUAAAGAUAAUGCUGUGUUAUCAACUUUAGACUUCAGUAAAAACAAACUGAAGAGCAUCAGUCCAAAUAUUGUAAACAAAGCUUUAGAUGUCGAAGUCUUAAAUAUUUCAUCAAAUCAUCUCAACGAAUUACCCGUGACAUUAAAUAUGCUGCCUAAAUUGAAGAUUUUAGAUGCCAGUUACAAUCAUAUUAAGCGAUUUGAUGGAAACACGAUAAACAACAUACAUUCUUUAACAGGUAUAAAAAUGCCUAACAACAAGUUGACUGAGAUACGCACUGGUACUUUCAGAGAUCUGAGAGAUCUAGAAACGAUUGAUUUAGACAAUAAUCAAAUUGAAAUUAUUCACGCAAAAGCGAUUGAAAAUCUUCCAAACUUGGUGGCAAUUCAUCUGAGUCGAAACCACAUCGUUGACUUGCCUGACCGCGUGUUUUCUAAUCUGCCUAAGUUGAGGAUAAUAGAGAUGCAAGGCAACCGACUGCAGUUUAUAUCAGUUCGAGCUUUCGAGAACAUUCCAUUGGUUCAGUACAUGAAUUUAAGCAAUAAUCAGCUGACUAACAUCGAUAGCUCGGGAUUAAGGCAAUUGUCAUCUUUGGAAGUGUUAGAUCUGAGUCUUAACAGACUGACGCAAAUAACGAGAGCCACAUUCCAAUACAUGGAGUGGUUGGUAGAAUUGAAUUUAGAUAACAACCACAUUUGUCAUGUUGGUGGUCAGCCAUUCGAUUUUAUGCCAAGACUAAAAGUUUUGUCACUACGUAAUAACAAAUUAACAACGGUGUCUGAGCCAACUUUUGCGAAGUUGCGAAAUAACAUCGCCAUUUUGGACAUGGAUGGCAAUCCUCUCGUGUGCAACUGCAGAAUAAUAUGGCUGAAAUCUUGGCUGUCUGAAUCAUCGUCUAUUGGACCGAAAUGUGCGGAUGGAACCUACGUUAAAGGAAUGCCAUUUUCAAGAGACGAUUGUGUAAAUGCACCAGUUAGUAAUGAAGACUUAAGGUCGUGCGUAACACACGAAAAUGAAGCACUGCUCCCCAACUUGGCAACGUCGCAAGUAUUUUCAUCAUUGGAUAAGAUAAAAGACUAUGCAACGCAAAUCAGAAAUAACUAUCAGAUUAAUAAAAUUACGAAUAGACCAUCACCUGAAGAAUCCGAGUAUUUCUAUGACGAGUACGUCGAUUAUCCUUACAACGAGACAUUAAUCGAUGGUCUUAACAACGAAGUCAAUCAGAUACAGAAUACGAAUCGAUCGCAAACUCUUGGACAAACUCCUACAAUCUAUGCCGGUAUGAAGAAUAAUAUGGGAAAUAAAAACACAGUCGCGACCACUAGCAAGCCUCCUACUGGAGGAUUCACAUUCUUCGGCAUGCCUUUACCUUCCAUUGACAUGGGGAAGCUGUUGAAUACUGGUCGCAAAGCAGACUGGACUGAAAACAAGAACCAAAACGGAAAUAAAUACCAUACACCAGAUACACCUAAGUUCGAAACUGGAGGUUUUGAACCAGUACUACCAACGACAGCUGGUGGGUUCACACCAAUAUUGAACCCUGCCAUUAAUAUGACACACAACAUUCUUAACAGUCAAGGUGGAAGUAAUUAUAGCAUGGGAGGAAAUGUUCAGCAGAGUAUAGCAGUGGACUCUUCAAAACCACCAGUCAAAAUAGUACAAAGUAACACAACUCAUCAAAAGAUGAAGAGCGAAAUCCACGAACUUCAGGCUUAUCUGGACGACGAUAACAGUACACAUAUUGCCUACAACAGAACUAAAAAUGUAGAAGAACAGAAGAGUGAUCCUAUCAACUUGAGCAAAUACAAUAUGAUGGAGUCAAACCUUACUAUAACUCAGGUGACAGAGAAGGAAGGAAUACUGAUUACUACAGACACAAGCCAUGAUAUGUCAUUACAAGCAUGGAUGGAGACUAGUACUGUGUCAUAUGGAUCUUCCACUCCAGUGACUUCUAAGCCUCCUAUCAAAAAACAUGUGGAUAACAUUGAGAACCAGCCUACAGCAUUAUCAGCUGUUCUGGUGCCAAAUAAUGAAGAAUUAAUAAGAAGAAACUACAGUAAGAGACCAGCUACUAUCACCAAAGUAAACAUGCCUCAUGUAGAGCAUUAUGAUUUAAGAGAUAACUACUCACCAGUGAUAAACAGAGAAGCGAAAACUAGAUUUACAGAACCUUUAAACCCCGUGAACACAAGAACGAAACAAUCCGAUGGAAAAGACUGGUAUUACAAAAAUUAUAAUAAUUCUAAUUUAGAGCCUUACAUUGCCCCUGGGGUGCACACCACCAAUAGAAGCUUUCAGAUUAAUAAAUCAGCUGUUAUAUUAUAUCAUAUGAUCUGUUAUAUAAUUUGUAGAUUUAUAUAAACAGAAUAAUACAUUAUCACAUGAGUUAAUGUACUGUAAACAAUCCUUAGUGCAGUAGGUAUGUUUGACUUUUAGAAUGGGUUUGAAUUAAAAUAAAUGUGUUAUAUAAACUUA